CCUCAAACUUCAAUCUCCCUCCUUGUUCCUCAGUUCAAAUCAAACUCUGUUUUUCUCUCUCUAGGUGAUUGCAAAUGGCGUUUUCUUUCUCUAGAAAACCCUCUUCAAGAUACAGUACCUACGAUUCAUCACGUUCUUCAACUUCCUCUCACUUCUCAGACCCAUCUUCAUCCUAUGAGUUCAAAUCACACUCUUCAUCUCGUGCCAUAGUCAAAGCUAAACCCUCUCAAACCACAAAAGUGGAUCCUGCAGUAACCACAAUGGUUAAGAAAUUCAUGGCGAAUAAGCCGAAAUCAGUGAACCCUGGUUCCACCAAGUUGUUCAUUCCUUCUGAUGUUAUUGCUAAGGAUUUGAAGAAGGAUGCUAAAAAGGUCACUGGCUUUUCUGCUUUGCAGAAGAAGUUGUUUGGGAAGAGUGGAUCGUGUGAGAAGAAAGAGAAGGUGAAGGCUUUGACUGAAGUGAAGGGGAAUACUAGGACACUUGCUAUGGUUCUGAGGAGUGAGAGGGAGCUUCUGAGUAUUAAUAAGGAGCAAGAGGAUGAGAUUUCGAAGCUCAAGAUCAUGAUUGAAAACAAGAAUAAAGAGGUAGAGAAGUUGAAGGAUUUGUGCUUGAACCAAAGAGAAGAAAUCAAGUCAUUGAAGAACAGUAUUUUGUUCCCAGAGGUUAUGAAUUCUCAACUUCAGGAACUUGUAGAGAAACAAGGCUCAGAGCUGAAAGAAGCAAAACAGGUCAUUCCAUCUCUACAACAGCAGGUUUCUUCUCUCACUGGUCAGCUUCAAAGCCUCGCCGAGGAUCUUGCUGAGGUUAAGGCUGAUAAGUAUUCGGCGAAAACAGGCUUCCAAGGUUAUGGAAGCUCUCCGAGAACACCGCCACCACAUGGCAGGGAAGAUACCUCAAACUCUUGGGAUUUUAGCUCCGAGGACAUGGCGGAUGAUCUAUUACUCAAAGAUCUUAAUCCAUGUUUAACACCUUACAAAUCCAACAAGUCAAGAUCAAGGGAAUCACUGCAGGAUGAUAGCUUAUCUGAGGAUGAUGUCAAAGUAUAUCCUGAGUUACUGGAUGAUUUCGAUUCUUAUGAUAGGAAAUUUUCGAAAAGUUCCGACUGUUACCACCAUAACACCGGGAAAAUCAGCAACAUAGGAGUCACAGCCAAAGCAAGUCGAAGAUCUGACGACACCAAAACAGCAUGGAGGUAGAAUGAAUGAACCAUAAACUUAUAUGAGCAACCUCAAUCACUGCUUCUUGUUGAGAUUCCUCAACUCUUUUCAAUGAUUUCAUCUUUCGGUUCAGUGAGCAUACUUUGUCUGUUUUAGAAGUUGGACAGUAUUGUGUCUUAUAAUACACGUAACAUUGAAUUGUCCAUCCUUGUAUAUGGUCAUAUGAGCAGUGAAUACGGUUUUGGAAUCGUUAAGCUAAUAAAUAUAAUGCUUGAAAA
Vicia villosa (hairy vetch) is the source of this 1435-nucleotide messenger RNA. RefSeq lists its product as uncharacterized. The transcript has 5 exons. NCBI's taxonomy places the organism in Eukaryota, Viridiplantae, Streptophyta, Magnoliopsida, Fabales, Fabaceae. The coding region runs from base 75 to 1196 and encodes 373 amino acids. The record is from RefSeq and is a predicted model, not a curated record.